Theobroma umbraticum is the source of this 354-nucleotide messenger RNA. The record is from RefSeq and is a predicted model, not a curated record. NCBI's taxonomy places the organism in Eukaryota, Viridiplantae, Streptophyta, Magnoliopsida, Malvales, Malvaceae.
AUGGGAGAAGGCGAAGGCCAAAUACUUGAGAGCCCAAUAUCGAAGGAUGAAAGGGUUCUUAAUUCAAAUUUGUCAUCAGCUACUCAACUCAAGCACAAUUUCUCUGCUCCAGCUUCAACUGCCAGAAUGAAGCCUUGUCCUCUAUCAGUCCAUAAUGUGUCAAAGAUUUGGCUUAAUGUCAAUAAUCAGAAUGCUGAGGAAUCAGAGAUUCUUACACCCCAAAAGAAACUCUUGAACUCAAUUGACACUGUAGAGAAAGCUGUGUUGGAGGAAUUACAGAAAAUGAAGAGGACUCCCACUGCCAAGAAAGCAGAAAGACAGAAGAAAGUCCGCACACUGAUGUCAUUGCGCUAA